Molecule: messenger RNA, 1131 nt
Organism: Trypanosoma conorhini
Lineage: Eukaryota; Euglenozoa; Kinetoplastea; Trypanosomatida; Trypanosomatidae
Product: glucokinase 1
Exons: 1
Coding region: 1-1131 (376 amino acids)
Biological process (GO): glucose 6-phosphate metabolic process; glycolytic process
Molecular function (GO): ATP binding; D-glucose binding; glucokinase activity
Source: RefSeq, a predicted model, not a curated record
AUGUAUCUUGUUGAAGUCGGCAUUCAAAAACUCCGCGAGGAGCUCAUGACCCCCGAGUGGAAUGUUCCGCUCAUCUUCGUUGGUGACGUUGGCGGGACGAGCGCACGCUUGGGUUUCGCGCGCCACAACAAGGACGAUUCGUUCUGUAUCGCCAUCACGCGGUACCGCAUGAAAAGCAAGGACAUUGCGGAGCUUUUGAAAUUCUUUAAAGAGAUCCUUGAAGUGAUGCCUGCCUCGAUUAUUGCACGUGUGACGGCGGGCGCGAUCAACGUGCCUGGUCCUGUCACGAAUGGUGCUGUGGGUGGACCCUUUAACAAUCUGAAGGGGCUUGCGCGCCUGUCAGACUACCCGACUGCACUUUUUCCGCCUGGCCGCAGUGCCAUUCUUAACGACCUCGAAGCGGGCGGAUUCGGUGUUUUGGCUGUCAGUGACGCACACAUCUUCCCGGAGUACUUUGAACUGAUGUGGGAAGGCAGCCAGUGGCGCGCGUGUGAGCGGCAGGCUGCGGGGUCCGUUCUUGGCCGUGGUCGCUGCGUUGUACUGGCGCCUGGCACUGGACUUGGCUCCUCCCUCAUCCACUAUAACCCCAUGGGCCAGCAGUACGUCGUUCUUCCACUGGAGCUUGGCUCGCAGACUCUCUCAAUGCGGAAAGACAUCGACUACAUUGAGACCCUCAGGGCAGAGCUGAAGCGUCUUCCCAGCUUUGAGAACAUGGUGAGCGGGGCCGGGCUGGAGUUUCACUACAGGCAGGCGGUGGGUGGACUCAAGCCUCCGCUCUCAGCCGCAGAGAUUGCGAAGCUUGCAAGUGAGGGUGACGCAGCCGCCUGUAAGGCUUUGAAGAAGUUCAACGCGUACCUGAUGCGCGUUGGCAGCGAGGCAAGCAUGGCCUUUGUGCCCCUCACCAUUGUCAUCAUCGGGGACAAUGUCGUGAACAACAAGUUCUUCUUCGAAAAUCCAGAGAACUUGAAGGAGCUCCGUCGUGAGGCACUCAACCACGAGAUGGAGCGCUUUGGCUUUCAGAGCCGCGUGACUUACCUGCGCCAGAAGAAGCUGUUAAACCUGAACCUGAUUGGCUGCUACCAGUGCGGCCAUAACUUCACCGCGAAGAAAACUCAGCUGGCGAAACUGUAG